CUGGUGGGGAUGUCGUUAGAACUGAUGCAGCCCGGCCGGCAGAGGGACACCACCUUCACCAAGAUCUUCGUCGGGGGGCUGCCCUACCACAGCGACCACGCUUCACUUCGGAAAUACUUCCAGAGUUUCGGGGACGUCGACGAGGCGGUGGUGGUCACGGACAAACAGACGGGGAAGUCCCGGGGAUACGGCUUCGUGACCAUGGUGGACCAGGGGGCAGCAGAGAGAGCGUGCAAAGAUGCGAAUCCAAUCAUCGAUGGCAGGAAGGCGAACGUCAACCUGGCGUAUCUGGGAGCAAAACCUCGCAGCGCUGCAACAGGUGCGUGUGUUGGAGUCCGGCAGGUCCAGCCGACGUGGGCACAGAGGCAUUAUGGGCUGAUGCAGCAGUACUUCUACCCCCCGACCUUCCUCCAGCCCAGCCUGGUGCUGCCCCCUCAGGUCAGCCCCGCAGGAUCCUACCCCACCCCUUACCUGGAUUACAGCGCCAUCUGCUGGCCUUUUACACCCGCAGGACUGCCACAGUACCCCUACCCCCUCUCACCGUCGCCCCCUGGUGGCUACUUCAGCUACAGCUUCUCCCCAGGGCCUGCUCUCCCUCCCUCUCCUUCCGCCCCCUCCUCUGCCGCCCCCCCUCCUCGCGCUGCCCCCAAGGUCUUCCUGCAUUACCCCCUGCACCGGCCCGACCACACGUGCUAGCUGGCUAAAGCUAAGCUAGGCUAAAGAGGACUGGAAACCGGAUCAGACUGGAAAACCAGGACCAGGGUUUGAUGUUUUUAAAGGACCUGAAGAAAGAACUCUGUUUUUAUAAAUAAAUAACUAAAAUGGAAAUCUCAUCAUCAUCAGGUGACCUGAACGUUUAGGUUAAAGUUUCUCAACCAACUUCAAUUCAACUUCAAUUUUUCAUGUGAAGUUUCAAACUGUCGACUGUAGAAAGUCUGUUUUUUUUUUUUUUUUACUUUUUUAUGUAGUUUUUUUUUUCUAUUUUACAGUUUUUACCCGAUGUGUCUUCACAAACAAAGUAACGUUUGUGAGUUUCUUUAUUUCUUUCAAGUCUGUCUGUAAGUUUGUUUCUCACUUAAAUGACCGAGGUUAAUU
Messenger RNA from Cynoglossus semilaevis (tongue sole), 1095 nucleotides. It is a transcript of the gene rbm38, whose product is annotated as RNA binding motif protein 38. Lineage: Eukaryota; Metazoa; Chordata; Actinopteri; Pleuronectiformes; Cynoglossidae. Gene Ontology annotation, molecular function: RNA binding. The record is from RefSeq and is a predicted model, not a curated record.